Molecule: messenger RNA, 492 nt
Organism: Anoplophora glabripennis (Asian longhorned beetle)
Lineage: Eukaryota; Metazoa; Arthropoda; Insecta; Coleoptera; Cerambycidae
Exons: 1
Coding region: 1-492 (163 amino acids)
Molecular function (GO): nucleic acid binding
Source: RefSeq, a predicted model, not a curated record
AUGUUACAGAAGGCCUUUAGUGAUGGGGUUAUGUUGCAAAAAAAUGUUUACAACUGGUACAAAGACUUUAAAGAAGGUAGAGAGAGAGUUAAGGACGAACAUCGUUCCGGACGACCAUCAACGUCAACUGAUGAAAAACACAUUACUCAAAUCAGAGAUCUUGUGCUCGAAAACCGUCGAUUAACAAUAACAGACCUUCUUGAUACUGUUGGCAUUUCAAAAUAUUCGGUAAAUACUAUUUUAAAAGAUUUGUUGUACCUUAGACGCGUCAAAUCUUGUUUGGUUCCAAAAUCGCUCAACUUUUUGGAAAAACAGCGUCGCGUUGACAUCUGCGAAACAAUAAUUUCUGACUACCAAGACAUCAUGAAACCCAUCAUUACUGGAGACAAUAUUUGGAUCUACGCUUACGACCCGGAAACAGCCGAUCAAUCAAGUGAAUAUCGUGCAAAAGGUGAACCAAGACCGAAAAACCACGCCAAAUUCACUCAAUAA